AUGGCCGGUGGUGGCAAUCCAGCAGCCAAGAGGGUGGUGGUAUACCGGAACGGGGACCCCUUCUCCCCAGGCCGCCAGCUGGUGGUGAGCAAACGCCGCUUCCCCACCCUGGAGACCUUCCUCCGUGAGGUGACCUCGACUGUGCAGGCCCCGGUGGCUGUGCGGGCCCUCUAUACGCCUCGUGGUGGCCACCCUGUCACGGACCUGGCCGACUUGCGGAAUGGAGGGCAGUAUGUAGCUGCUGGCUUCGAAAGAUUCCGCAAGCUGCACUAUUUAUCCCCCAGACGGAAGGAUCCAGGUGGGAAGGGCAGCAGACUACCAGGUCCUCCUGUGACUCACCACCCAGGUGACAGGACCCUUGGACCGCGACCACCUGCGGGUUCCCCCUGCUACAUCCAUGUGUUCAGGAAUGGGGACCUGGUAAGUCCGCCAUUUAGCCUGAAGCUGUCCCAGGCUGCUGGCGAGGACUGGGAAACCGUGUUGAAGCUCCUGACUGAGAAGGCCAAACUGCAGGCUGGGGCUGUGUGCAAACUCUGCAGCCUGGAGGGGCUCCCACUGUCAGCAAGAGAGGCUCUGGUGAACGGCCAUUAUUAUGUGGCGGUCGGAGAGGAGGAGUUCCAGGCCCUCCCUUAUGUGGAGCUGCUGGUGCCCAGCCCCUCACCGCCCAGGGGCUGCUGGCACCCCCCAGACCCAAAGUCUAAGCCCCACAAGCCGCAGGCCCAGGGCCCCAGGGCACAGGCAUCCCAGCCCUCUCCAAAGGAACCAAGCCCCACUGAGCCAUCUGCUUUCUAUGCCAGACCCCAGCAGGCCAUUCAGCCAAGCAACAGGCUCCCCACGCUCUCAGUUCCCUCAGGAGUCAAGGGAGUGUAUGAGGCUCUCCACCCGAGGAAGGAGACAGCAGGGGCCCAGGAAGUGGCAGAUGAUGAAGACACCUGCACGGAGGAACCCUUGGAUCAGAGGGCAGCGCAGAUGGUGGACGAGGCCCUGUGCCUGGAAAAGCAGCCUGGGGCUGGGGCAGUGGUCUCAGCCUCAACCCCGUCUCUGCCACCUUGA
Messenger RNA from Neomonachus schauinslandi (Hawaiian monk seal), 1053 nucleotides. RefSeq names its product doublecortin domain containing 2B (gene DCDC2B). Gene Ontology annotation, cellular component: microtubule; microtubule organizing center. Lineage: Eukaryota; Metazoa; Chordata; Mammalia; Carnivora; Phocidae. The transcript is spliced from 9 exons. The record is from RefSeq and is a predicted model, not a curated record. Bases 1 to 1053 code for a protein of 350 amino acids. Gene Ontology annotation, biological process: intracellular signal transduction.